AAAUAAUAUACUUCAAUCGACUGCUUUCGAUAUAUCGACCACAUUCCUGUUAAAUUCAUGACGUCAUAAGCUCGUGUGUGUCGGAAAGAGAAGAAGAUUUCUGUAGUAAAUCAAUAAAAGGAAGUAGUCUGUAGUUUACACCAGUGUCAUGACAGGUUUGCUCAUACACUAACCAAUGAAACUGUUGCACGUUUGUGAUGUGAGUAUAGUUCCAGUAAUUGUGGAGACACCAACGAAGCCAGAUAACAACCACUGCGAAGUGAAUAAAGGAAAGGAAAAGUUUGUGUUGCUUGACAAGAGCAGUGGGGACAGAGGCAGAAGCCUGGCUCGGGCAACCAAUGUGAACUGGGCCACUCACCUGUUAGAGAAACUGGGGUGCGGUUCUGCCAUGCCCACAGCUACAGGCAGCAGUAGCUCGCACAGUGGUCAUACCAACAUCCCAAGCAAUGAAGAAUGUGGGAUUCGAGAUGUGUGGGGCCACAACUUGGAAGAAGAAUUCCGAACCAUUCGUCAGGUCGUUCAGAAGUACCACUAUGUUGCAAUGGAUACAGAGUUCCCUGGAGUGGUGGCUCGACCAAUUGGAGAAUUUCGCAGCACUGCGGACUAUCAGUACCAGCUGCUGCGCUGUAAUGUAGACCUUCUGAGGAUUAUUCAACUUGGUCUGACUUUUCUGGAUGAGAAUGGCAAGACACCAGGUGGAUCGUAUACAACGUGGCAGUUCAAUUUUAAAUUUAAUUUAUCGGAAGAUAUGUAUGCACAAGAUAGCAUCGAUCUGCUCCAGAAUUCUGGAAUUCAAUUCAAGAAACAUGAGGAAGAAGGAAUUGAUCCUUUGGACUUUGCUGAACUUCUCAUGACAUCAGGCAUUGUACUCAUGGACAACAUCAAGUGGUUGUCCUUUCACAGUGGUUAUGACUUUGGGUACCUCCUCAAAUUGCUAACAGACCAGAACCUCCCACAGGAAGAGAGUGAUUUCUUUGAGUUGCUGAGGAUAUACUUUCCAACUGUAUAUGAUGUUAAA
Cryptotermes secundus is the source of this 1018-nucleotide messenger RNA. RefSeq names its product CCR4-NOT transcription complex subunit 7 (gene Pop2). Gene Ontology annotation, molecular function: nucleic acid binding; poly(A)-specific ribonuclease activity. The record is from RefSeq and is a predicted model, not a curated record. Gene Ontology annotation, cellular component: P-body; CCR4-NOT core complex; CCR4-NOT complex. Lineage: Eukaryota; Metazoa; Arthropoda; Insecta; Blattodea; Kalotermitidae.